UUGACGUCAGAAAGGGCAUCGAAUCCGGAGGCCUUAGAGAAGGUUUGAAGUUUGAACGAUUGAUUGCCUGCAUAGAAGCCUUAGGACUUAGAGAGAGAGAGAGAGAGGGUGGGGGAGGAUUGCAAGAUGAAUGUUGAGUCGGUCGCCUUAUUCCUUACAGUUACCGCCCUUUUCUCACUCGCUGCGUCCAUCGAUGAUAAAUGUGCCGCUUGCAAUGCCGUUGCGGACGAACUGGAGCUCGGUCUUUCCAACGAAAAGCCAAGGAAUCAUUUGGAUAUGAGGCAUCGCCUAGACUCUAAAGGUCAGCGUGAAGGGAAACUGAUUGAUUACAGAGUCAGUGAGCUGAGGGUUGUUGAACUUCUGGAUGGACUCUGUGAAAAAAUGCAAGACUACACACUAAGGAAGAUAGCUUCAACCGAACAAGAAUGGAUUAAGGUGGAUAAUUGGGAUAAUCUCACAAUUGAUAAACAAGAAGCCCGAGCCUAUUCGAAAGAUAUGUCAACUUAUUGUGGAAGGUUGCUUGAGGAAACUGAGGAUGAGCUAGCCGAAUUGAUAAAGAAGGGAUCUGUUAAGGCUGGAGGAGUGAGCAAGGUUCUAUGUCAAGAUCUCAGCAAGCAUUGUAGCCUGACAAGCAGCAAGGUCCAUGAAGGGAUCGACAGAGAUCUUUAAAUCACUGGAGAUUGUGGUUCCCCUUCAAAGUAAUUUUUUGAAGAAUUCAUUGUUACCAGGCUUAGUCCUAGGAUUAAAGCUUUUGAGCUUGAUUUAAUUGAAACAAAGGAAAGACGAUUAUCAUGCUUUUUGGAGUUAGUUGGAGGGAUUAAAAGAGAGGUCAUCACAUCAUCGUAUUGUUGCAGUGUAAAUUUUCAAACCUUUUGGAUCCUAAAAUUUGAAGUUAAAAUGCUUGGUUUCAUAAAUUGAUUUGGCAUUUCAAUAUUCAUUGGCCGUACACGUA
Messenger RNA from Diospyros lotus (date-plum), 952 nucleotides. RefSeq lists its product as uncharacterized. Lineage: Eukaryota; Viridiplantae; Streptophyta; Magnoliopsida; Ericales; Ebenaceae. Bases 127 to 669 code for a protein of 180 amino acids. The transcript has 9 exons. The record is from RefSeq and is a predicted model, not a curated record.